Molecule: messenger RNA, 2550 nt
Organism: Arvicanthis niloticus (Nile rat)
Lineage: Eukaryota; Metazoa; Chordata; Mammalia; Rodentia; Muridae
Product: vomeronasal type-2 receptor 116-like
Biological process (GO): G protein-coupled receptor signaling pathway
Cellular component (GO): plasma membrane
Molecular function (GO): G protein-coupled receptor activity
Source: RefSeq, a predicted model, not a curated record
AUGUUCACUUCAAUAUUUAUAGUUUUGCUCUUGAAGCUUCCUUUUCUUCUAUGCAAUUCAACUGAAAACAUGUGUUUUUGGAGAGUAAAAUUCAAUGAAAACUGUGAUGGUGACUUGCCCCAGGACUGUGCUUUUCUCCUUUAUACAGAAAAGGAACCUGCACCAAAAGACUUUUUUAAAUAUCUCUUUGAAUUAUGUUUGCCUUCCAAAAUAUAUCAGUAUGUUCUGUCACUGUAUUUUGCUAUGGAGGAGAUAAACAGUGACCCCUACCUUUUACCCAAUGAGUCUCUGGAAAUUGCAUAUAUUAAUCGCAAAUGCAAUGGUUAUUUAUCAUUAUUCACUGAUAUAAAUAUAAUGACAAAAUAUCAUCACACUGUUCCUAACUACAUCUGUGAUCUCGGUACAUGUGAAAUAGCACUUACAGGUCCACUGUGGAUAUCAUCUGCACAAGUGGCAACAGUUCUUCAGCUCAACUUCAUUCCACAGAUUACCUAUGGACCAUUCCACCCUCUCCUGAGUGAUCAGAACAGGUUUCCUAAUCUGUAUCAGAUUGCCUCCAAAGACAGAUUCCUGACUGAAGCCAUAGUAUCCUUGCUGUUACAUUUCAGCUGGACAUGGGUAGGACUAGUCAUCCAAGAUGAUGAGCAAGGUAUUCAAUUUCUCUUAGAUAUAAGAGAAGAAAUGCAAGGAAAUGGAGUCUGUUUAGCCUUUGUGAACGUGAUUCCACAGAACAUGCAGUUAUUUACAACAAGGGCUGAGAUAUAUUACAACCAAAUAAUUACAUCAUCAUCAAAGGUUGUUAUAAUUUAUGGAGAAAUGAAUACUGCUUUAGAAGUGAGCUUUAAACAUUGGAAAUAUUUAGGCACACAGAAAAUCUGGUUCACUACCUCACAAUGGGAUGUCAUCACAAGGGAAAGAGACUUCAACCCUAAUUCAUUCCAUGGGACUUUCACUAUUUCACAAUAUCAUGGAGAUGUUUCAACUUUAAAUAAUUUUUUUCACAGAAUGAAUCUUUCUAAGGACACACAUUACUUUUCUUCUGAAAGACUGGGGUGGAUGUAUUCUCACUGUUCAAUAUUAAAAUUAAACUGUAAAACAGCAAAUCAUUGCACAUCCAGCAAUUCGUGGGAAUGGUUACCAUGGCACAGUUUUGACAUGGCUAUGAAUGAUGAGUGUUACAAUAUAUACAAUGCUGUAUAUGCUGUGGCCCAUGUCUUCCAUGAAAUGUUCCUUCAAAAUAUAGAUUUUGAGCAACUGAAAGAUUCGAGCCAAGUAAUGCAGAAGUGCUUGAAGGUUCAUGCAUUCUUGAAAAAUGUGCAUUUUUUAAACCCUAUUGGAGACAUAGUAAUAAUUAAUCAGAAAACAAAAACAGAUGCAGAGUAUGAGUUCCAUAUGAUUUGGAAUUUUCCACAAGGACUUGGAAUGAAGGUGAAAAUAGGACGGUUUUAUUCACAUUAUCUGCAUGAUCAAAAAUUGUACUUAUAUGAGGACAUGAUACAAUGGGUCUCAGGAUAUAGCCAGAUACCCCCUUCUGUAUGCAGUGUGAACUGUGCUCCUGGAUUUAAGAAAUGUUACCCAAAAGAAAAACCAUCCUGCUGUUUUGAUUGUUCCCCUUGCCCUGAAAAUGAGAUUUCAAAUGCUACAGAUCUAGCACAAUGUGUGAAGUGUCCAGAUGGUCAGUAUGCCAACAGAGAGAGAAAUCACUGCUUCCCAAAGGCUGUGAUAUUUCUGGCUUAUGGAGACCCACUAGGGAUUAUAUUGGCCUGCAUGGCCUUAUGUUUAUCUACAUUGUCAGCUCUUGUUCUAGUGAUCUUUGUGAAACACCAGUACACUCCCAUUGUGAAAGCUAAUAACCGUACUCUCAGCUACAUUCUUCUUGUUUCCCUCACACUUUGUUUUCUUUGCCCAUUACUCUUCAUUGGACAGCCUAGUUCAGCCAGAUGUCUCCUGCAGCAGAUCACGUUUGGGAUUCUGUUCACUGUGGCUAUGUCUACGGUCUUGGCCAAAACAAUUACUGUUCUUCUGGCUUUUAACAUUACUGUUCCAGGAAGAAAAGUGAAAUGGCUGCUGUUAUUUGGGACACCAAAGGUCAUCAUUCCAAUCUGUUCCAUUUUACAACUAAUGCUCUGUGGAUUCUGGUUGGGACUAUCUCCUCCCUUUGUAGAGAGAGAUGCUAACUCUGAGCAUGACCAAAUCACCAUUACGUGCAACAAGGGCUCAAUCAUAGCCUUCUACUGUGUGCUGGGAUACCUGGGCUGUCUGGCACUAGCAAGCUUCAUUGUGGCUUUCUUGGGCAGAAAUCUACCUGACACUUUCAAUGAAGCCAAGUUCCUAACAUUCAGCAUGCUUGUGUUUUGCAGUGUUUGGGUCACUUUUCUCCCUGUCUACCACAGCACCAAAGGGAAGGUCAUGGUGGCUGUGGAGGUAUUCUCCAUCUUGGCCUCAAGUGCAGGGCUUCUAGGUUGCAUCUUUAUCCCCAAGUGCUAUAUUAUUGUGUUAAGACCAGAUAGAAAUUUUAUACAAAAGUUGAAGGGUAAAAAUUAUUCCUGA